Strongylus vulgaris is the source of this 450-nucleotide messenger RNA. The record is from the annotation of a GenBank genome assembly. NCBI's taxonomy places the organism in Eukaryota, Metazoa, Nematoda, Chromadorea, Rhabditida, Strongylidae.
AUGAAUAGCUUUGCCAAUGGCGAAUGGGGAAAGGAGGAGCGCAAGUCAAACCCAAUCAAGAAGGGAGACUCUUUCGAUAUCCGAAUCCGUGCUCAUGAUGAUCGCUUCCAGAUCAUCAUUGACCAGAAGGAGUUCAAAGACUACGAGCAUCGCCUUCCUCUCACUACCAUCACUCAUCUUUCAAUUGAUGGAGAUCUUUACCUCAAUCAUGUCCACUGGGGUGGAAAGUACUAUCCAGUCCCCUACGAAAGCGGAAUCGCUCAAGGUUUCAACGUUGACAAGACUCUGCUCAUCUUCGGUACUGUAGAGAAGAAGGCGAAACGUUUCAAUGUCAAUCUGCUCAGGCGAAAUGGCGAUAUUGCACUUCAUUUCAAUCCACGAUUUGAUGAGAAGGCCGUUAUCCGAAACGCUUUAGCUGCUAAUGAGUGGGGAAAUGAGGAAAGAGAGGGC